UUGAAUAUUUCCCAGAAUGCCACCGUACGAUAGAAAAAUGGCCGCCCCCUUGUCUCGCCCAUCCUCUGCACCUGUGAAAUUUUGCCUGCAAUUUGUGCACUCUUCUGAAAGAUUUCAAUUAAUCUGAACACAUUUUCUAAGUUUUAUCAUGGCAGACCUACAAACCAAGUAUCAAAAGCUGGCAGGAGAAUUUGCUAAGCUUCGGGCGCAAAAUCAGGUUUUGAAGAAAGCAGUUGUGGAAGAACAAGAAAAGCAGAAUGCUCUUAAGGGCAAUGUGAACGAGAAAGACCAGAAGAUCCGCAAGUCUGAGCAGGAGAUUGACAGUCUGUCCUUCCGUAACCAGCAGCUGACCAAGAGGGUCAACGUCCUACAGGAUGAGCUGGAAGCUGCUGAAGGCAAAGGCAAAAAGAACAAGAGUCGAGAGGCUGAUCAUGGUAUGUCUAACAGAGCUGCCCUGCCUGGCGUGAUGAAUGAAGAGCUACGGAGUAAGAUUGAGGAAAACGAGCGACUUCACAAACAGGUUUAUGAGAGCACCCAGAGCCAUCAGCAAGCCAUGAUGCAGCUACAGGACAAGCUAUCCAACCUGGAGAGUCUAUCUAGUCAACACCAGAGCGUCUUGGAGUCUUCAGCCAAGAAACACCAGGAGACGGUGGACAGGCUGCAACAGGAGAAGGCCAUGCUGGAGGUCAAACUACAGGCUCAGGAAAAAGAGGCCCGAGAGGCAACACUGAAGUGUGAAGGUGCCACACAGAAACUCAGCGUUCUACAGGAAGAACUAGGUGGCAAGGUAUCCUGGAUGACGCACAUAAUACAGACCAAACUACCGUUCAAUGACACAGAGAAGCGUGAACUGAAUGCACUGAAUGUGCCUACUCAUGACAGGAAACACCAAAUGAAGACGAAGGAUUUGAUUGGUCAAGCCCACACCCUGGUGAAGGAACUGUGCUCAGGACUGUCUAACCUGCAUACCUACACAGAGCAGAGAUCCAAGCUCUUCCCUAUUGACUCCACAACGGGACCCAUCAGUGCUGUCAAUCUCAAGUUUUGUAGCUACCUCCAUGAGAAUGCAUCCUACCUUCGUCCUGUGGAGCAAGCUUUUAAGAAUUUCCUGGACAACAUCCGAGAUGAAUCACUCACAACUCUAGAAACCGCCACAGAACUUCAAGACUUCUCAGCCAAGUUCAGCAGAUACUUUGCCUACCUUGAGAAACUCCUGCCAUACCAACUACUCAGCCUGGAGGAAGAGUGCGCAAUAUCCACUUGCCCCCAGACGCUAGAGACUCGCAACAUGGAGCUGCACGAGUCCUUCAAGCGAUUCAACGCUGCCUUCGCUAAACUGAACACCUACCUCACUGCCCUGGCCGCCGUCAGCACCCAGUCAUGUGACCACCCACAGGCCAAUCACAGGACGUUCUUUGAGAAACUGUCUGAGUGUUGCCAAAACCUCUCCAGUGUCAUGAAAGAUGUAUCGAAGAACUACAACUUCAAAGUGUCGCUAGAACACCAACUACCCACUGCUUCCCAGAAGUUAAGAACCACAGAUGAGUGCAUAGUGUCAUCAUUUAUAUCGUUGGUUACAUGUACCGGCAAGAUUGCUAAUUUUACCAAGAGCAACCUGGAGUUUCUGUCCACGCCGCCUGGUUUUCGGACGCGGGGCCACACCGUCAUCGGCACCAGUCAGUUUGAGGGGGCCAUUUCAUCCCCUGCUGUCUCUGCAUUCAGACAGAAAGCUGUGGACUUCAUUACAACCUUGUCAAAGCCCUGCCCUGACUCCGUGCCUUAUGACCGAGCAUUACGCAAUCAGCGCAUCCUGCUAAGCUCCACGGAGAGCCAGACGGGACUGGCCCAGCAGCUUGCGAAGACCAGCGAAAAAGUGAGCCAACUAGAGCAGGACAGAGAACACUGGAAGCUGGAGGCACAGCUGGUCCAGAUCAAACUGGCCAAAGAAAUCCAGAAAUGUGUAGUCUUUGAGUCGGAGCUUAAGAGGUUGCGUGCUGGAGGAGGCAAAGUGGUCAGUCCCAUUGACCAGGAGUCUAUGGUGGCCCAAGCCAUGGCCAAAGCCGUAGAGGUGGACAGUAUACCCAGUAGAGCCUCGGAUAAGGGCAAGGCGGAGCCACAGAUUGACACGUCCAUGCUAGGCCAAUUGGAAGGGAUCACCAUGGACUUUGGCGAGAGUGAUGAGACAUCGCGUGAGAACCUCAUCAAGUCUCACUACACUACACGCCUAGCUCAGCUAACUGCCCAGCGACAAGUGGUGGACGGCAAAGUGGUCAAUUUCAGUUCAGAGUCCAUGCAUCCUUCCCUCAGCCCAAAUGUACAUCCAUGCCCUCAGCCCAUGCAUCCUUGCCCUCAGCCCAUACGUCCUUGCCCUCAGUCCAUACAUCCUUCCCUCAGCCCAUGCAUCCUUGCCCUCAGCCCAUGCAUCCUUGCCCUCAGCCCAUACGUCCUUGCCCUCAGUCCAUACAUCCUUCCCUCAGCCCAUGCAUCCUUGCCCUCAGUCCAUACAUCCUUCCCUCAGCCCAUGCAUCCUUCCCUCAGCCCAUGCAUCUUUACCCUCAACCCAUGCAUCCUUGCCCUUAGCCCGUACGUCCUUGCCCUCAGUCCAUGCAUCCUUCCCUCAGCCCAAAUGUACAUCCUUGCCCCCAGCCCAUGCAUCCUUGCCCUCAGCCCGUACGUCCUUGCCCUCAGUCCAUACAUCCUUCCCUCAGCCCAUACAUCCUUCCCUCAACCCAUGCAUCCUUGCCCUUAG
Patiria miniata (bat star) is the source of this 2749-nucleotide messenger RNA. RefSeq names its product protein phosphatase 1 regulatory subunit 21-like (gene ppp1r21). Gene Ontology annotation, cellular component: membrane; early endosome. The record is from RefSeq and is a predicted model, not a curated record. Lineage: Eukaryota; Metazoa; Echinodermata; Asteroidea; Valvatida; Asterinidae. The transcript has 17 exons. Bases 149 to 2749 code for a protein of 866 amino acids.